Molecule: messenger RNA, 1122 nt
Organism: Populus euphratica (Euphrates poplar)
Lineage: Eukaryota; Viridiplantae; Streptophyta; Magnoliopsida; Malpighiales; Salicaceae
Exons: 4
Coding region: 24-1070 (348 amino acids)
Cellular component (GO): mitochondrion
Source: RefSeq, a predicted model, not a curated record
AACAAAUAGACCCUUUCAAGACCAUGACCCUCUCUUUUUUAACCACCCUCUUUCCAGCAAAUGUCGCUCCUGUAAUCGUAGCGCCCAUCACAUCUGAAUCAUCAAUGGACUGUUGGACUGGUGUUUUGAAGGUCCCAUUGGCACCUAGCAGCACAAGUCACUGCAGAGUUGCAGUAUCUCUCUGCCUCUCUGCUGCUUCCAAUACCCUUGCUGUACCUUCUGCAAAUGCAAUUUUUUUCAAUGGUGAUAGAGCUGAAGGGACCAAGAAUCCAGUGAUUGAGAGAUUGUCUGAUUUGCAAAAAAUAUCUCAAAUUUUGGUGUCUAAAUUUGGUGGUUGUGUUAAUGCAUAUGUUAUUGAGGCUCCUGUUUUUAACGGGCAUUUUGCCGUUUAUAAAGAUUUUAUUCCAUCUGUGAAUCGAUAUGGGGAGCCAAAAUCCUAUAAUCCAGUCGGAUUCCCAGCUUCCAACUCAACCGUCUCGGUCUUACUGAAUUGCCUGAAAGAGGCUAAGAAAGUGAUUCCGAGAAGACAGCAAGAAUCUUCGACAGAUAGCGUAUCAUUUAAUCAGCCGAAAACAUACAUCCUUGGAUUUAGCAAGGGUGGCACCGUGCUUAACCAGCUAGUUGCCGAGCUAGGCUCGUUAGAAGUAAAAUCUCAUAUGAAACCACAGCCAGCCAGUGGAGAAUCUUCGAAUGUUGAAGAAGAUAUUCAAAUCAUUCCGACUACUAAAGAAUGGCUUUUAAACAGCAUUUCGGAGAUCCAUUAUCUGGAUGUUGGUUUAAACUCUGCCGGUGCUUAUAUCACCAAUCACGAUGUGAUUGAGAGGAUAUCCAAACGUCUUAUGCAAGGCGCUCCCGGAAUUCGUUUUGUUCUCCAUGGAACUCCUAGGCAAUGGUGUGAUAGCAACCGAGUUCUGAUACGUAAUGAAAAGGACAAACUAGUUCAUCUGCUUGAAUCUGAAUCUCGCAGAAGUGGAGGGAAAUUGCAGGUGUGUGAGAAAUUUUAUUUUGGUGACAGGCCUCCUAGUCUGCAAAUGCACUUUGAAAUAAUUGAAGAUAUGGAUGUCCGUUGAAUAUUUCCAUAAUCUGCAUGUUCUAGGUGACGCCAUGACUGCCGCAAACUGU